GCCAGCUUCUGUGGCCGCCAUUUGUCUACUAGAAUUUGUCAAGAACGCGUCGUUUUUAGAAUUUAUAAAAGAAAAUUUUCUUCAAAUAAAAUGGAGCACUGCCGUACUCCAACGAACAUGAAAAACUACACCUUCAACCGCACUCCAACGAUGAAGGAGCGGCGAUGGAACACCCUGAAUGUGAGCAACACCAGCGUGCGCUGCUCCACGCCCAUAUUCGGGGACUUUCGAUCGCCCAAUCUCUCGCCGAUCGUGGGCAUGGGUUCGAAGAAAAGCCCGGUGUCGCGUUUCGAAGAAUUGAAGAAGCCGCCGAUUAAGCAUCUACAUCACCAUCAGAAGCGCAACCCCAAGAUGAUCAAGCGCAGCGAACUGAAGCCUCCGAUUUUCGUCCUGCCCCAGCCGCAGGAAGAGGUUAUGGAGCAGAAGCAACGGGAACUGGAACGGGAGAGGAAGAGCAACAGCAACAGCAGCCUGGAUAUCGGUUCGGAUGACUCUAAUUUGGAGACCUCCCUCACUGUGGAGUCACGUCGCCGCUCCGUCACAGCCUCCAAUCACUCGUAUGUGGUGAACCAUGCCCGCAACGUGGAGCAGGUCCUCGUGCACAUCGGCCUGGAGAGCUAUGUCCGUCACUUUGAGAAGGCCCACAUCGAUAUGGUGACCCUGGCCUCCAUGGGACGUGAUGAUCUGGCCAAAAUUGGCCUCAAGGCCGAUGAGGAUUGUAAUAAGAUUAUGGAUGCCAUCAAUGCUCUAUGAGUCUGUGGGAUAAAUAUUUUGAAAUGUGUUUUAUGUGAGGAGAGUUAUGUUAUGUUGGAUUUCGCGGAUUAAUAGUAGGAUUUUGAGAAAAUUAUUGUGAAAGACCUGGUGUCUCCGUAAUAUAUAUUUUGUUAGUUUAAGAAUAAAUGUAUCCCGAAAUGUUUUUUUUCAUCUAAAUAAUAUAAAAUAAUGUUUUUAAAAUAAUUCCAAAUAUGUUUUAUGUAAAGCUGGUCUCUAUUGUAAGCAAAAAACUAAAUAAAAAACAAAAAUUGUGGUCUUCAAAAA
Molecule: messenger RNA, 1038 nt
Organism: Drosophila kikkawai
Lineage: Eukaryota; Metazoa; Arthropoda; Insecta; Diptera; Drosophilidae
Gene: mtrm
Product: matrimony
Molecular function (GO): protein binding
Source: RefSeq, a predicted model, not a curated record